Apodemus sylvaticus (European woodmouse) is the source of this 5172-nucleotide messenger RNA. RefSeq names its product transient receptor potential cation channel subfamily M member 3 (gene Trpm3). The record is from RefSeq and is a predicted model, not a curated record. Gene Ontology annotation, molecular function: monoatomic cation channel activity. Gene Ontology annotation, biological process: monoatomic cation transmembrane transport; protein tetramerization. Gene Ontology annotation, cellular component: membrane. NCBI's taxonomy places the organism in Eukaryota, Metazoa, Chordata, Mammalia, Rodentia, Muridae.
AUGGGCAAGAAGUGGAGGGACGCGGGUGAGAUGGAGAGAGGCUGCUCUGACCGCGAGGACAGCGCAGAGAGCCGCAGGCGCAGCCGCAGCGCCAGCCGGGGCAGGUUUGCCGAGUCGUGGAAAAGGUUAAGUUCCAAGCAGGGGUCCACCAAGCGCUCAGGACUGCCGGCCCAGCAGACACCGGCUCAGAAAUCCUGGAUUGAAAGAGCAUUUUAUAAAAGAGAAUGUGUUCACAUCAUACCCAGCACCAAAGACCCCCAUAGGUGUUGCUGUGGGCGCCUCAUAGGCCAGCAUGUUGGACUCACUCCCAGUAUCUCUGUGCUUCAGAAUGAGAAAAAUGAGAGUCGCCUCUCCCGAAAUGACAUCCAGUCUGAGAAGUGGUCUAUCAGCAAACACACUCAGCUCAGCCCAACAGAUGCUUUUGGGACCAUUGAGUUCCAAGGAGGCGGCCAUUCCAACAAAGCCAUGUAUGUCCGAGUAUCUUUUGAUACGAAACCUGAUCUCUUGCUACACCUGAUGACCAAGGAAUGGCAACUGGAGCUUCCCAAACUGCUCAUCUCUGUGCACGGAGGGCUGCAGAACUUUGAACUCCAGCCCAAACUCAAGCAAGUCUUCGGGAAGGGGCUCAUCAAAGCAGCCAUGACAACAGGAGCGUGGAUCUUCACUGGAGGGGUCAACACAGGUGUCAUUCGUCAUGUUGGAGAUGCCUUGAAAGACCAUGCAUCUAAGUCUCGAGGGAAGAUUUGUACCAUAGGUAUCGCCCCCUGGGGAAUUGUGGAAAACCAGGAAGACCUGAUUGGAAGAGAUGUAGUCCGUCCAUACCAGACCAUGUCCAACCCUAUGAGCAAGCUCACCGUUCUCAAUAGCAUGCACUCCCACUUCAUCCUGGCUGACAACGGGACCACGGGAAAAUACGGAGCCGAGGUCAAACUCCGCAGACAACUGGAAAAGCACAUUUCACUCCAGAAGAUAAACACAAGAAUCGGUCAAGGGGUUCCAGUGGUGGCUCUCAUCGUGGAAGGAGGACCCAAUGUGAUCUCAAUUGUAUUGGAAUACCUUCGAGAUACCCCUCCUGUACCAGUCGUGGUCUGCGAUGGGAGUGGACGGGCAUCCGACAUCCUGGCAUUUGGGCACAAAUAUUCAGAAGAAGGCGGACUUAUCAAUGAAUCUUUGAGGGACCAGCUGUUGGUGACAAUACAGAAGACCUUCACAUACACUCGCACCCAAGCUCAGCACCUGUUCAUCAUCCUCAUGGAAUGUAUGAAGAAGAAAGAACUGAUCACAGUGUUUCGAAUGGGAUCUGAAGGCCACCAGGACAUAGAUUUAGCUAUCCUGACAGCAUUACUCAAAGGCGCCAAUGCAUCCGCACCAGACCAACUGAGCUUAGCUUUAGCCUGGAACAGAGUUGACAUCGCUCGCAGCCAGAUCUUUAUUUACGGGCAGCAGUGGCCGGUAGGGUCCCUGGAGCAAGCCAUGCUGGAUGCCCUGGUCCUGGACAGAGUGGAUUUUGUGAAAUUACUCAUAGAAAACGGAGUAAGCAUGCACCGUUUCCUCACCAUCUCCAGACUAGAGGAACUGUACAAUACGAGACAUGGGCCCUCAAAUACAUUGUACCACUUGGUCAGGGAUGUCAAAAAGCGAGAGUAUCCAGGUUUCGGUUGGAUCUAUUUUAAGGGAAACCUGCCCCCGGACUACAGAAUCAGCCUGAUAGACAUUGGCCUGGUGAUCGAGUACCUGAUGGGCGGGGCUUACCGCUGCAACUACACGCGCAAGCGCUUUCGGACCCUCUACCACAAUCUCUUUGGCCCCAAAAGGCCCAAAGCCUUGAAACUGCUGGGAAUGGAGGAUGAUAUUCCCUUGAGGAGAGGAAGAAAGACAACUAAGAAGCGUGAGGAAGAAGUGGACAUAGACCUGGAUGACCCUGAGAUCAACCACUUUCCAUUCCCCUUCCAUGAGCUGAUGGUGUGGGCUGUCCUCAUGAAGAGACAGAAGAUGGCCCUGUUCUUCUGGCAGCAUGGAGAGGAGGCCAUGGCCAAAGCCCUGGUGGCCUGCAAGCUCUGCAAAGCCAUGGCUCACGAGGCUUCUGAGAAUGACAUGGUUGAUGACAUUUCCCAGGAGUUGAACCACAACUCCAGGGACUUUGGCCAGCUGGCCGUGGAGCUCCUGGACCAGUCCUACAAACAGGAUGAGCAGCUGGCCAUGAAACUGCUGACGUACGAGUUGAAGAACUGGAGCAACGCCACAUGCCUGCAGCUGGCUGUGGCUGCCAAGCACCGUGACUUCAUUGCACACACGUGCAGCCAGAUGUUACUUACGGACAUGUGGAUGGGACGGCUCCGGAUGAGAAAGAACUCAGGCCUCAAGGUAAUUCUGGGAAUUCUACUUCCUCCUUCAAUUCUCAGCUUGGAGUUCAAGAAUAAAGAUGACAUGCCCUAUAUGACUCAGGCCCAAGAAAUUCAUCUCCAAGAGAAGGAGCCGGAGGAGCCAGAGAAGCCCACAAAGGAAAAAGAUGAAGAGGACAUGGAACUAACAGCAAUGUUGGGGCGAAACAAUGGGGAGUCAUCCAGAAAGAAAGAUGAAGAAGAAGUCCAAAGCAGGCACCGUCUAAUCCCUGUGGGCCGAAAAAUCUAUGAGUUCUACAACGCACCCAUCGUGAAGUUCUGGUUCUACACUCUGGCCUACAUUGGAUACCUGAUGCUCUUCAAUUACAUCGUGUUAGUGAAGAUGGAGCGCUGGCCUUCCACUCAGGAAUGGAUUGUCAUCUCCUACAUUUUCACUCUGGGAAUAGAGAAGAUGAGAGAGAUCCUAAUGUCGGAGCCUGGCAAGCUGCUGCAGAAAGUCAAAGUGUGGCUUCAGGAGUACUGGAACGUCACAGACCUCAUCGCCAUCCUUCUCUUCUCGGUGGGAAUGAUCCUUCGUCUUCAAGACCAGCCCUUCAGGAGUGACGGGAGGGUCAUCUACUGUGUGAACAUCAUUUAUUGGUAUAUCCGCUUGCUAGACAUCUUCGGCGUGAACAAGUAUCUGGGCCCAUAUGUAAUGAUGAUUGGGAAAAUGAUGAUAGACAUGAUGUACUUUGUCAUCAUUAUGCUGGUGGUGCUGAUGAGCUUUGGGGUCGCCAGGCAAGCCAUUCUCUUUCCCAAUGAGGAGCCAUCAUGGAAACUGGCCAAGAAUAUCUUCUACAUGCCUUAUUGGAUGAUUUAUGGGGAAGUGUUUGCUGACCAGAUAGACCCUCCCUGUGGACAGAACGAGACCCGAGAGGAUGGCAAGACAAUCCAGCUGCCCCCAUGCAAGACAGGAGCAUGGAUUGUCCCGGCCAUCGCCAUCAUGGCCUGCUACCUCUUGGUGGCGAACAUCCUUCUGGUCAACCUCCUUAUUGCUGUCUUCAACAAUACAUUUUUUGAGGUCAAGUCGAUAUCCAACCAAGUAUGGAAAUUUCAGAGGUACCAGCUCAUCAUGACUUUCCACGAGAGGCCGGUUCUGCCCCCACCGCUCAUCAUCUUCAGUCACAUGACCAUGAUAUUCCAGCAUGUGUGCUGCCGGUGGAGGAAGCAUGAGAGUGACCCGGAUGAAAGGGACUACGGCCUGAAACUCUUCAUAACUGAUGAUGAACUCAAGAAAGUGCAUGAUUUUGAAGAGCAGUGCAUAGAGGAAUAUUUCAGAGAGAAGGAUGAUCGCUUCAACUCAUCCAACGAUGAGAGGAUACGGGUUACAUCGGAAAGGGUAGAGAACAUGUCCAUGAGGCUGGAGGAAGUUAAUGAGAGAGAACAUUCCAUGAAGGCUUCACUCCAGACUGUGGACAUCCGGUUAGCACAGCUGGAGGACCUCAUCGGGCGCAUGGCCACGGCCCUGGAGCGCCUGACUGGUCUGGAGCGGGCGGAGUCUAACAAAAUCCGCUCACGGACCUCCUCAGACUGCACGGAUGCAGCCUACAUCGUCCGCCAGAGCAGCUUCAACAGCCAGGAAGGGAACACCUUCAAACUUCAAGAGAGUAUAGACCCUGCAGGUGAGGAGACCAUGUCCCCAACUUCUCCAACCUUAAUGCCCCGUAUGCGAAGCCAUUCUUUCUAUUCAGUCAAUGUGAAAGACAAAGGUGGUAUAGAAAAGUUGGAAAGCAUUUUCAAAGAAAGGUCCCUGAGCUUACACCGAGCUACCAGCUCCCACUCAGUAGCAAAAGAACCCAAAGCUCCUGCAGCCCCUGCAAACACCUUGGCCAUUGUUCCUGACUCCAGAAGACCAUCAUCAUGCAUAGACAUCUAUGUCUCUGCCAUGGAUGAGCUCCACUGUGAUAUAGACCCUCUGGAUAAUUCCAUGAACAUCCUUGGUCUGGGCGAGCCAAGUUUUUCAGCUCUAGCACCUUCCACAGCCCCUUCAAGUAGUGCCUAUGCAACCCUCGCACCUACAGACCGACCUCCAAGCAGAAGCAUUGAUUUUGAAGACCUCACCUCCAUGGACACUAGAUCUUUUUCUUCAGACUAUACCCACCUCCCAGAAUGCCAAAACCCCUGGGACACAGACCCUCCAACAUACCAUACCAUCGAGCGUUCCAAGAGUAGCCGCUACCUAGCCACCACGCCCUUUCUUAUGGAAGAGGCCCCCAUUGUAAAAUCCCAUAGCUUUAUGUUUUCUCCUUCAAGGAGCUACUACGCCAACUUUGGGGUGCCUGUGAAAACAGCAGAAUACACAAGUAUUACAGACUGUAUCGACACAAGAUGUGUCAAUGCCCCCCAAGCAAUAGCUGACAGAGCCACCUUCCCCGGAGGUCUCGGAGACAAAGUGGAAGACUUAUCUUGUUGCCACCCUGAGCGAGAGGCAGAGCUGAGCCAUCCUAGCUCUGACAGUGAAGAAAAUGAGGCCAGAGGCCGGAGAGCUGCCAAUCCGAUAUCCUCUCAGGAGGCUGAGAAUGCAGACAGAACCCUAUCCAACAACAUCACAGUUCCCAAGAUAGAGCGCGCCAACAGCUACUCGGCAGAGGAGCCAAGCGUACCAUAUGCACAUACCAGAAAGAGCUUCUCCAUCAGUGACAAGCUUGAUAGACAGAGGAAUACGGCAAGUCUCCGAAAUCCCUUCCAGAGAAGUCAGUCCUCCAAGCCGCAGAGCCGAGGGGAUAACCUAUCCAUGAAGAGACUGUCUAGAACAUCGGCUUUUCAUAGCUUUGAAAGCAAGCACAACUAA